UGCGACGCACGUGCGCAACUUGCGCUCACGUGAUGCGCCGCAUGUAUGGCGUAUAUAUAUGAACCAUCGGUGCCUGAUUGUUGGGCUUUUCUUUUCUUUUCUUCUUGUCUUUUUUUUUUGUUUUUGCUUUUCUUUUCUCUUUGUGCUGUUUUUUGGUGGUGUGGUUGGUAACCCCGCCCGUUGAUGACUCAUCUGUUGACCUUUUUUUUCCUCUUCUUCUUCUUCAUCUCUUUCCGGGUGCUGUUUCUAUAUGUAUGGUUGACGACCGGCUUGUGCAGGGUAUAUUCACGCUGCAUGACGGCCCUCCAUAUGCGAACGGAAAUCUUCACAUUGGUCAUGCGCUGAACAAAAUCUUGAAAGAUUUCAUAAAUCGAUAUCAGAUUCUCCAAGGAAAGAAGGUGAAUUAUAGAUAUGGAGUCUGGGGAGAUUGGGAGAAUUCGUACUUGACAAUGGCACCCCAGUACGAGGCAGCACAGAUUGCCGUUUUCGGUCGAAUGGUUUUGAACGGGCAUAUCUACCGCGGCAGAAAACCGGUCCAUUGGAGUCCAAGCUCAAAGACUGCGCUUGCGGAAGCCGAACUUGAGUAUCCUGAAGGACACGUGUCGAGGAGCAUCUAUGCAGCAUUCAAGCUGACGUCACUAUCUGACAGCUGCCCAGAAGAAAUGAAAUCCUUCCUGCCAGAUCUCGGCGUCGCCAUCUGGACCACCACUCCAUGGACAAUACCUGGGAAUGCUGCUGUUGCGGUAAAUGCCGAUCUCGAUUAUGCGGUUGUAGAGUUAAGUGAUCCGGCAGUAGAUGCUUCCGGCGCCGACGAAGCUCCUGGAAAUGACGUGGGGGAAAACGCUCCACCGCAAGGGGAGAAAAAGUCAAAAAGGGGAAACAAGAGAGGGAGGGGUCUUUCUGCACCGACUUGCAGAUAUCUGCUAGUAGGAUCAGAUCUCGUCGAGGACCUCAGCAUGAAAUGGGGUUGCCCUCUUAAAGUUCACCUACUCGUGAAGGGUUCUGCCGUGGAGAAUUGCAG
This is a messenger RNA of Chara braunii, 1021 nucleotides long. The record is from the annotation of a GenBank genome assembly. Lineage: Eukaryota; Viridiplantae; Streptophyta; Charophyceae; Charales; Characeae.